AGAUCUGCUGCUGCUGCAGGAGGAGGAGAGGCGAGGAGGAGCUGGUGAUGAAGAUGCUGCUGCUGCUCCGCUCCUCUGCGUCCAGCAGCACCCGGGACUGACCGUGACCUCUUCAACGCCGCGGUCGUUGUUGAAGGAGGAAGGUUUUCAUUGUUGCAUCUUCCUGCUGCUCCUUAUUUUCUCUGCAACUGGAAGCCACUGGGUUCCCCUCCUCCUCCUCCUCCUCCUCUUCCUCACUUAUCCCCACUUUCUUUCUUCCAGAGGGAAUUCUCCAUUUUCACCAGGAAUUAUAAAAGAAAUGUCUCUCUGGGAAUGAUGGUGUUGCCACUGGAACCGCCAUCUUUGUCGCCAUGACGAUGCCAUUCAGCCCCCUGUCCAGCGACGAGGAGCAACAAAGGAUGCUGGGAAACAGCAGACAUCUCUAUCCUGGGGCAGAAGACGAGGAGGAGGAGGAGGAAGAGGAAGAAGAAGAGAUGGAAGAGGAUGAACGCGACGAGGACGGGGAGGAAGAGGAGAACGGCGAGCUGGAAGGAGAGGAAGACGACGAUGACGAGGAGAUGGUGGAGGAGGUCAGGCGAGGAGGCAUCCCUCGGAUCGGGAGAGGCGAGGGACACAGGCAGUCGGGCAAACCGGCAGGACGACCCGGCGGGGAUCGACAGAUGAGAUCAGGAAACCCGGGACACGCCGCCAACCCGUACUCGGCCAAUCCCGGACCCACGCACCAAGCAGCAGCCAAUCAGCAGCCGAGGAGGCUGAAGGAGCGCACUGCCAACUCAGUGCCAUCUGAAGACGCCCACAUCGCCAUGAUGGUGUUUCGCAUCGGCAUCCCAGACAUAAAGCAAACGAAAUGUCUGCGGUUCAACCCCGACGCCACCGUGUGGAAGGCCAAGCAGCAGGUGCUUUGCUCUCUGACCGAAUCGCUGCGAGACGUGCUGAACUACGGCCUCUUCCAGCCGGCCACAGACGGACACGACGCCAAGUUCCUGGAGGAGGAGAGGCCGCUCAGAGACUACCCACAAUCCUUUGAGAAAGGGGUGCCAUAUUUGGAGUUCCGCUAUAAAACCAGGGUUUACAAACAGACCAAUCUGGAUGAGAAGCAACUGGCCAAGCUGCACACCAAGGCGAGUCUGAAGAAAUUCAUGGAUUAUAUCCAAACCAGCGCUGUGGACAAGAUGGCCAAGUUCAUAGACAAGGGCCUGGAUCCAAACUACCAGGAUCCUGACACUGGUGAGACUCCUCUGUCGCUGGCAGUGCAGUGCGAGCCAGGUGGAGGAGAGGCCAUCCGGGUCCUGGUGGACGGAGGCGCUCACAUCGACUUCCGUGCCAAAGAUGGACUCACGCCGCUUCACAAGGCUGUUCGAGGCCACCGCCAUACAGCCCUGCUGGUCCUGCUCUCUCUGGGUGCAUCUCCAGACUACAAGGACCGGCGGGGGUUGACCCCGCUCUACCACACUGUGCUAACAGGGGGCGACACCUCCUGCUGUGAAACGCUGCUGUACCACCGCGCCAAGCUGGGCAUCAGGGACGAAAACGGCUGGGACGAGACGCAUCAGGCCUGCCAAAACGGGAACUCACAGCAUCUGGAGCACCUGCUCUUCUACGGGGCGGAUUCCUCCUCCCAGAACGCUUCUGGAAACACUGCCUUGCACAUCUGUGCUUUAUACAACAAGGAAAGCUGUGCACGAAUCCUGCUGUACCGUGGAGCCAGUAAAGACAUGAAGAACAACAGCGGCCAGACUCCGUUCCAGGUGGCUGUUAUGUCCGGGCAUUUUGAAUUGGGGGAGAUUAUAAAAAACCACCAGGAUACAGAUGUGGUUCCCUUUGUGGAGUCUCCAAAGUACGCCCCCCAGAGGAGAGAGAGCACCCGGUCGCUGGCGGUGCCCCACCCCCACCCGUUUCUGCGGGCCAACAGCGACAGCAGCAUGAAUCUGCCGGACUGGAUGGCCGUUCCCAACGCGCCGAGCACCAACAUCGUUUCUGUGCAGGGAUAUAAGCACACAGGAACCCUGCGGAGCUCCAGCAGCCCCAGAGGAGCGAGGACGCGGUCCCCGUCCCGCGGACGGAUCGGAGACAAGGAGGACCGGAGCCGGCAGAGCCAGAGACGGGGGCCUCCCCCGACCUCCACCACCACCACCAUUCAAACCGCAGGCCAGCGCAGGCGCCUCUACAGCGCCGUCCCAGGACGAGUCUUUGUAGCAACGCGGUCCCACUCCGCUCAGGGCGAGCGCGAGAUAAGCUUCAGUAAAGGAGACAGGGUCAAAGUGUUGAGUGUCGGCGAGGGCGGCUACUGGGAGGGGACAGUCAGAGGUCGCACGGGAUGGUUCCCCUCCGACUGUGUGGAGGAAGUGGUGCUUCGAAGUCAGGACAACCGAUCAGAGAGUCGUGGAGAACGAGCCAAGAGGUUGUUCCGCCAUUACACUGUGGGAUCAUAUGACAGCUUUGAUGCUCCAAGCGACUACAUAAUCAAGGAGAAGACGGUGCUUCUGCAGAAAAAAGACAGUGAGGGAUUCGGCUUUGUGCUUCGAGGGGCCAAAGCUCAAACUCCCAUUGAAGAGUUUACUCCCACUCCGGCCUUCCCGGCCCUGCAGUAUUUGGAGUCGGUGGACGAGGGCGGCGUGGCGUGGAGAGCUGGUCUCAGGAUGGGGGAUUUCCUCAUCGAGGUCAACGGUCAGAACGUGGUGAAGGUCGGCCACCGGCAGGUCGUCAACAUGAUCCGGCAGGGCGGCAACAGCCUCAUGGUGAAGGUUGUCAUGGUAACCCGCAACCCCGACAUGGAGGAAGGCGCGCGGAAGAAAAUCCCUCAGCAGAGCAAGAGGCUGAGCACUCCAGCCAUCGCCCUGCGCUCCAAAUCAAUGACUUCAGAGCUGGAGGAGAUGGUGGAGAGAGCUGCUACCCCUUGGAAAAAAAAAUCAGAGUUCGAAUCCUCACAAGUUUCAGAGAAGAAGAGGACAGUCUAUCAGAUGGCUCUGAAUAAACUCGAUGAAAUUCUUGCAGCGGCUCAGCAGACAAUCAGCACCAACGAGGCGCCCGGGACACGGGGACACGGGCCGAAGAGGGACCGGGGAAGAAGUUUCUAUGGCAACGAGCCGAGCUACGCGGACCAGCCUGGGAUGGGGAUGAUGUCGGGUCUGGGUCUGGGCUACGAGCGAGGCCAGUACGGCCCGGGUCACGGCCCUCCGCACGGUAUUAUGCGGCAGAAAUCCAUCGGUGUGCCUGAGGAGGAGAAGCAGUUCCUGCAUCCUCCUGCGGUGAAGUUUGCGCGGAGUCUGUCGGUGCCUGGUCCAGACGAUAUCCCUCCUCCUCCCACAACGGCUCCACCGGAGCCCCCGUUCUCCUCCGCUCCACCACUUGGUUGGAGAACAAAGUUGUCCCAGCAGCCCUCUGUCUCCAUGUCCCAGUCAACAUCCAGCUCUGCGCACUACCAGCCCUUCUCCCAACCGGGGCACCUGAGCCAGGGUGGCAGGGAGAGGGCAGGUGGUCCCACCGCUGGCCCAGCAGCAGACCACACGACACCGUACGUUCACGCAUCUGCCCAUACAGCUCAGAGCAGGACUGCGUCGCGAAAGGUUGCCUAUACUGGGGAGCCUGUUGGAGCUGGGAUUGGGGCUGGCGCAGGCGCAGGCGCUAAACCAGCAGGCCUGAGGAGAGGCUACAGCACAGCCGUACCUCCGUCCAGCAUUGCUACUGUAAUGCCCCAGCAACAACAGACUACCCAGAGUCAACCCCAGCGGGCAGACCGAAGCACAGCUGGAGCAGGUGGCCCUAAAGGAGGGGCCAGGAGAGGCAAGGGCCCUCUGGUGAAGCAAUCCAAGAUAGAGGAGCUGCGUCUAGGCCAGGGAAGUCUAGGGAGCAAAGACUCAGUGGAGAAAAGCUCCAUUCCUAUCCCCACCAUCAUUGUCAAGGCUCCCUCAACCAGCAGCAGUGGACGGAGCAGCCAGGGCAGCAGCGUGGAGGCUGACGUCCCCACGUCAGGGGAGACGGGGGACACAAAAACGCCUCACGGCCCUCCUCCGUCCACUCCUGCUCCACAGCCACCUGCUCCACCCUCCAUUCCUGCACCACCACCUCCAUCUAUGCCUUCUAUUCGAGCCCAGGAUAAUCUGGACUUUACUAGCCAGUUCGGGGCCGCCAUUGUUGGCGCGGCUCGCCGAGACAGGGAGAGAUUUCUUGAAGCCCGACGAAAGAGUGCCUCCUUCUUCAUGUCUGCUGAGGAGGAUCUGAGUCUUGGGAUGAGUGAAGCGCUAGGAGGAGUGUCAAGAACUCAGGUGUCUCAGCAGCAGUUAAACGCUCAGCCUGAAAGCUCAUCAACACGAUUGCGCCCUUCCAAGUCAAUUGAUGAGGGCAUGUUUUCUGCAGACACCUUUAUCCAACACACCCGGAGUAUGCCUCCAGCCUUUGGCCUACCGGAGUACUCCUCUACGGCCCUGGACUAUCAGCCCAAAUCUGUGCCUGCUGAUCUGUACACAGCAGCAGGUCGACAGCCAGCACCCUCCGCCAACACCACUUUUAUUCAUCCUCUUACUGGGAAGGCGCUCGACCCCACAUCACCUCUGGGCCUCGCCCUGGCUGCCAGGGAACGUGCUCUGAGGGAUGACAGCAGGAUAAGGAGGGGAACGGAGCACCUAUUCACCCGCCAGAUGUCGAGCGUUGUGUUCCCUUCAUCUACUGUUACCUCUCAGCCAGUGUCGUCCCACACGACGCAGUCUUCAAGCUCUUACCUGGUGACCUCCUCUUCUCUGGCAGCUACCACACCCACAGUCGGUCGCCCACCCUCGCCCAGAAUCCUCCGAGGAGCAGGGAGUACUUGGGGGGAAGAAGGUGGGGAGCGGGAGCGGGAUGGGGGAGGCACUCGCGAGGGUCUUAGAGUGCGGUUCUCGGAGGACAAAACUGUCCACACACACCACUAUCAGUCUCAGCCAUAUCAGCCGUCUUACAAAGAGCGGGAGAGGUCACGGGAGCGGGAAAGAGACCACUCGAGGGAGAGGGACAUCAGGAGGGCAGAGCAGGCAGCUGAGAGUGCACCCCCGCAACCCCGAAGACCCUCUUUUCUCAGGAUGGAAAGUCAAGCCGAUGCCUAUAUGCUGUCUCUCACCCCUCCCUCUCCUCCACCAAACAUUACCCAUCAGGCUUCUGGAAGCACAGGGAGUGGUAUGAUGGUCCUUCCUCCUCCUGCCCCUUCAGUUGAUGCGGACGAUGAAUUUGUUUAUGCAGACCCCCUCCCUCCUCCGUUAGAGUUUGCAAACAGCUUCGACAGAGGGGGAUCGGGAUAUUCCCAACAUGCAAUGCUUUCCAACAGCCUGACACAUCGGCAACAGCAAGUCCCUCCCCCACCACCUCCUCCACCGCCUCCGCCGCCCCCACCACCUCCUCCCCCUCCUCAGAAAGAGCAUUAUAUAAGUGGCUUUCCUGCCCAUACACCUCUGCCCUCUCCCCAAGCAGGUGACUCCACUGCAUCCAGCCUCACGUCAUAUGACAGCGAAGUGGCAAAUCUGACUCAGUCUGCUCCUUCACCUUCACAGACAUCACCAAAUCCUCCACCCCCUUCCUCACCCUCAACCCUUCAGCCAGCCAUGGGUCUUCCUCCUCCCCCUGCAGUCUCACCCCCACCUCCCCCUGGAGCUGGUUUCUACCACAGACCCUUUUCAAUGUCUCACCACCUUUACAACAGCACUCAUGCAUCCGGGCGAUCUUCACCAACACCUCCCCAACAUACAGUUGCACCACCUCCAGCUUACCGAGGUCCCCCAGCUCCAUCCUCCACUGCUGCCACAUCCGUCCCACAUAGGGGCACCGCCUCCCAUGCAACGACCGCUAGCUGUGCUGCUACAACCACCACUGCUGCCACAACAAGCUCCUCCACUCAGCUCCAUCAAGAGCGAACACACCCUGCUCAUUCGACAUACUCCACUACCAUCACAGGACGGACAGGCGAGCACCAUCGUCCUCAUCCCACUGCCAAAAAAGGAGAGUCCCAGGAAACGGUUGUGGACUCUGGGAUUGAGGAACUGGAUAGCCGCAGUAGCAGCGACCAUCACCUGGACAGUAUUUUGGGCCUUAGUGGGGCUGGUGUCCGAGGAGACAGACUGGAUCGGGGAGAGAGACUCGGAGCUGGAGGUCCAGGGCGAAUUGGAGGAGGUGCGGGAGAAACAGAACGAGGAGGAGCGGACUUUCUGGAAUCAUACAUGAGCUACCUGGAUGGGCAAACCUUUGAGAUGCAGAAUGCGACGGCGGCAGCUUCCACCUACCCAAAAACCAGCAGGUUUAGAGAAGGUAGCCGCACUGGUGACUCGCAUCGACAGACCAGCACCGCCCCUGCAGCCUACCACUCCCACAGGCAAAGAGAUGGGCAGGUAGAGGAUGACGUAGAGGAGGGACUUGGAGACGACGAGAGUGGUCAAGACGGGUACGGGAUGAGGGACAUGCAGAAUAUGGGCCGUCCCACGUCACCGUACUUUGAUAGGCCACGCACUCCUGAGAUGAGAACCCUAUGGGGCGACGGCCAGAUGAGCGGCGAUAUGGGGAGCCAGUCUGGGUCGCUUUUAGAGGGGAAGAAGAUUUACCCCCCUGCAUCCAGCAUGAAGCCAAGCAUUAUCACUGAGCUGAGCAGCAAAUUGCAGCAAAGAAGUAAAGACAGCUGGAGCAGCCACAGACCACUGAGCAGACACAGAUUUUCUGAAGACUCUGCCUCCGCUCUGAGCCCGCCCUCAGUCCGCUCCCAGUCUCUGUCUCCAAUCUCUUUAUCGCAGCCGUCCUUAUCGCCGUCCCCAACCCCGGCUUCCCAAUACCCAAACUGGGGACGUUCCCCAUCUCCUCAGCCUCCAGCCGCAUCUCAACCUCCGCGCUCACAUUCUCCGGUGUCCCCGACGUCGUACUCCCCUUACCCUACGUCUCCCAAGCACAGACCCGUGUACCGGAACAAAGCUCUGGAAUUCCAGUUCAUCCCCAGUCGAGAGUCCCGCAAAGCGGAAUCACACAUACUCCAGCGUCGACGAGCUCCGAGUCCCCUCAUCUCCCAAUCAGAGAGGCCCAAAGUGGCCCCGCCCCGCCCGUCGUCACUUCCCCUUCUCCCCACUUCACCCCUGUACAGUGCCAUCUACGACCUCCGCGGGUCAAUCACCCCACCGUCACCUGGGAAUCCUCUUGGAGACCCUUACUUCUCACCCUCUCCUCCCCUUUUUGCCCCCUCUGGAGCCCCUCCACCUCCAAACUCCACCUUAGUAGUGUCACGAUCCCUUUCUCCGACUCAUUUUCUGUCCGGGACGUCGUCUCCACCCCUGCACCCCCACCCGCCGCCUACCUGCCUGAGUUACCCGCACUUACCGCCGCCUUCCCCCACAAAGCCUUUCGCUUCCAAGCCGCUGCCCUACUGGACCAAGUAUGAUGUUGCAGACUGGCUGGCGUACCUCAACCUUAGCGAGCAUAGAGAUCGGUUUCUUGAUAACGAGAUUGAUGGCACCCAUUUACCCUCUUUGACCAAGGAAGACUAUCUGGAUCUUGGGGUGACAAGAGUGGGACACAGAAUGAACAUAGAGCGAGCCCUAAGGAGUGUAAUGGACAGGUUGUCCAGCAGCCCAUUUCCCAUUUCUGUCCUCUCUCCUCGGGAAGGGCAGCCUGAGAGGAGGAGAGACGACGGGAGUCGGAGCUGAGGCCGCAAAGGAGGAACAGGGAGGGGUUGAAGUCCACGUCGGAGGAUUCACACAGAUUUCACACGGAAAGAAAGGAGAGGAUGAAGAGCUGAUGACCUGUAAACACACUGGCUGGUGCUCCUUGAUUUACAUCCAUCCAAACACAACCACAGCAACACAAUCUAACUAAACCUCAUCUCAGUGAACAUAAGAGGGUCUUUAUGGCAGCACAUUUCAGAUUUAUUAACUAGAACAAUCACAAAGCGGAGGGCGCAUUCGGUUGUUUUUGUUCAGGUUUAAAGGUGAGAGGAUUCAGAUUUUAGCUUCCUGUGUGACGUUUGAGGAACACGUCUGCGUGUCAGAAAGUAGGAAGGUGUUUUUUAAAGAGCGAGGCUCCGUUUGCGUGCUUCAUUUCACCGUAGAGUCAUGGUAAAACUUAAACGCACUCUGUUUUUAUUCUAAAUGUCAGGGGAUAAAAUAAGUGAUCUGGUCUUUACCAAGUUAAAAUCUGCAGUUUUCUCCUCGGUUAUUAACACAGCUUCCACCGCUUUAUUAGCACAAAAUUUUCAGACAGAUGUAGGUACUUUCUACAUUUUAAAAUAUCUCUGAAUGUUUUGACUUGAAACAAUCUGCAAAAUCGAAGCAAAAAUAAAUCUUGUUUAUGAAUUUAAAAAUCAUUUGUCUUUAUGCAUUUAAUGGCUUCAUUAUUAUUAGUGGUGGAAAUCUUUUACUUUCUCAUGAAAAUGAUUAUUCAUAAGGAUUUCAGUUUUAAUCUGUAAAGACUGGAUCUACUGCAGGCUACUUUCUCAAGCAGAAUGACAGAUGGGGUCAUUAAAGUAUCUUUUUCACAUGUAUUAAGUUUUAAAUAUAGGUCCAUGCUUUUUCUGUUUUGUUGUUUUGUUUUCUUCUACAUCAUACUGACGCUUAUAUGUUCCGUCCUUCAAGUCCCACAAAAGCAGUGAGGGUGUAUUUAUUUUAAUGUGGAAUGUUUUGUUCAGGUUAAAUUUAGAUAAUUUAAAAGGGACCUAUUAUGCAAAAUUCAAAUUUUGCUUAUUUUUGUACUUUUAUUUGGGUCUCAACUGCUUCUAGAAACAACUCAAGCACUUAAAAAUACUACACCCAGCUGUUUUUGUCUGGAAAAUGAGCCAUUUCCAUUGUUAAGUCACAUUCAGCAAGCAAAGUGCCGUUACCUAGCAACCCCAGCACAGCUCCAGCACAUUUGGUCAGCUGGUUUUAUUGCUGUAUUCACUGUACAAUGGCUGCUGGAAAAGAGACGACGUUUUUAGUGGACUUGCCUUUCAGAAAGCACUUGCUGCAUUCUUGUUUAUUGUGCAGGAGGCUCCACUUUUGCUUUUCGAAGAUGUAUGGUUGUGCAAUUGGACAUUUGUUAGCAGUGAUUUUUACAUACAACUGUAAACGUUAAGUUAGGUGCAUGACCAGCAGCAGCUUGUUUGGAUUUAUAGGGACAAAACCCCCUAAAACAGCUCACUGUGAACUGAUCAGACUAAAAUCUCAUUAUCUAAGAAUGAUUUUGUGGAAAAACUUAAACAUGUUUUGUUUGACAAAAAUUAAUUUUCAAGUUGUGAUUUUGGACCUAAUUGGACCUUUUUCUCUAUUUCGUUGAAUUACCAUUCAUAAACCACUUGCUCAAUUCUUGUUGGUUGUGCAGGAGGCUCCACUUCUGCUUUUCGAAGAUUUACGGUUGUAUAAUUCUGCAUUUGUCUGCAGCCAUUUUCACAUGCGGCUGUAAACGUCAAGUUGGGGGACGUGGCCAGCAGCAGCUUGUUUGGAUUUAAAGUGACAAGACGCCCUAAAACAGCUCAUAUAGGCAAAACUGACAGGAAUAAAAUAUCAUUAUUUAACAAAUGUAUUGAACGUGUUUUGUUGAGACAUAGGUCUGUCUUAUCCUGUUCAAGGAAGCAGAAUAGGUCACCUUUAAGAACUUGGUAAAGUCCAGAUUGUUUUUUUAUACUUCCUGGUCCUCUAAACUUUAUAAUCGGAUGAGGUUGUUCUUUCUUCUGACAACAGUUUCCUCAUCUUUCCGAGGAGUCCAGGGAGCAGACCGGUGUCUUCGCUGUGUGUGUGUGUGUGUGUGUGUGUGUGUGUGUGUGUGUGUGUGUGUUUAUCUGGUUGCGAUUGGUCAUGUCUUGUUUUUUACCUCAUCACCGGUAGGGCUCUGUCCUCACUAUGGAUCCUGUGUGCAUUGUUUUUUAUUUUUCCAUAAUAGCUCUUUGUCAUCUUUUAGCGACGUACGUUCAGACUGGUCACUGUAUCACAAAUUUGUAGCAAAAAUAAGUGCCCAGACCUACAUCAUAAAAAGAAUAAAUGGCUAAAAAAAUAUAUAUAUAAAUAUAUAUAUAUGCACACAGUCAGGCACCCAUGUUACUGUUAUCCAUGCCUGCAUGCAUACACCAACAUGUAGAUAAACACAAGCACUCUGUGUUUGUGUCAGAGUUUAUUUAACACCUUAUAUAUAAAGACGCAGAGAUCCGAGACGCACCUGAGGACAGACUGUGCUCUGGAUCCACAAGAACGCGAAGAGAAAUCUUUUUCUUCCGGAGAACAACUCUGCUCAGACCUUCUGGGACGAGGGACACUUGAAAGGAGACGGGAGGGGUAAAAGAAAAACUGCCAUUAUCUCCGUCUUUUCCCUCCCGGUCCUCCCUGCUCCUUCCUGGAGUGGCCUUUCUCCCCCCUCCCUCCCAACGGCGAAACCCAAGAGAGAGAAACGCUCGAAUCAAAUUUUAAUACUAUGAUUGUUCUUACAGUUUUUAAACGGGGAAACACUGGAACUGCUGUUGACAUGAAGAGAUUUGUUGCUACUGCUUAUCGUUACUAUCAUCGUCCUUACUGUUAUUCCGGUUUCUUCCUGCCUCAGGUGGUUGAGUGCUAUGGAGACGCUGAAUCUUCUACAUUGUUUUAAAGUGAAAAGAAGCCUCGCGGACAUAAUGUGAAGCACAUCGAUGGGUAUAUUUUCCCUUUAUUAUGUUAACAUGGUAACUUUAAAAGCCUCAAACUUUACUUUUCUCCUUCAAAGUUUACUCGGAUGCUGUAUCGAUGUAGCAACUGUUACUCUGGGGAAACCCAGGACAUAUCAGUGAUAGAAAUUUAGUAUAGCUAGCCCCUGUUAUAAGGCCUCUGUGUGCCAUGUUUUUCAUUUUACUUCUCCAUCAGCUUUGAUGGCACAUUAACCUCUGAGAUGGAAUAUAAGGGCUCUCUCAUGACUUCACGCUUUCACUUCUCCUGCUUUCCGAGUCCGAGAACACAUCGAUACAUCCCAUACGGGAGUUGCUCUCCCCUCUGCUGUCUUUGAGUCUGGUUUUGCAGAAAAAAAAACUGUUUUCAUGCAUCUUGUUGCACAUGUUUUCUCUCUGUCGAUGUGAAAUUUGCAAAUGGUGAUUCAUUUUUGUAUCUGCAGAAGGUCAGGGGGAGAUUAUCUUAGACUGCAUAAGGAAAUAGCAAUAAGGACGAUGAAAAUAAUGGUCAUUAAACACGGUUUAAGAUGUAAAAAAAAAAAGUCGCGCAAGUUCUACAGAAUCUCUGUCUUCCAAAUAAUGUUUAUCAUGAAGAUGUAUUUAUUUAACUGUUCUGCUUUCUAUACAGUUUGACCCGUUCUCUGCAUCUUCCACUGUUAAUGAUCCAAGCUCCGCUCUGGUCGUUCUCUUUGCUCACGUGUGUCGGUGCGAUCACAGUGAAUUAUUUCUGUCAUUUUUUGCAUCAGUAACUCCUUACAAAGAAAUUUGAGUAGCAAUGUGUAAUACAGGCCAGAACUUCGGUGGUACCAACAGGAAGCUCCUACUGUUCUUAGAGGUCAAUUAAAGGGCGUCUAUAGCUGAAGUACCAACAUGGAAUCAGUGAAAUUAUCAACAGCAGAUUCUUCCUUAUUAAUGCCUGGUUCACACGACAAGAUUUAAAACCUAUAAAAAACCACUGGGCACCUACAGAUUAUUUAAGGGGAACCUCUAGCCAGCGUUUCUGAAAUCCAAUCCUUAGCCCCCCUGCCUGCAUGUUUUAGAUGCGUCUCUGUUCCAGAACAGCUGAUUCAAAUGAUUGCAUGACAUCUUCUGCAGGCAUCAAGAGCUGCAGGAGCCUGUUAAUCACCCAAAGAUUCAAUCCAGGUGUGUGGCAGAAGGGAAACACCUAAAACGAUGCAAGGCAGUGGGCCACUGCUCUAGGUUAUUUAUUGGUAACCUAUGAAGUUCUUACAAGUCACCUUAUGGAGGGAUUUAUGAGGUAUCUGUGGAGUUCAUUGGGGUUAUUAUGGCCACUUAUUGGGAGAAGGUACCAGUAAGGUCCAGAUACUCAUAGUACACCUAUAAGUUACUUAAGGGUGUUUAUUGGGAAUCUAUGGACUGCUUACAAAUCACCUUAUGGGAUAAUUACAAGGAACUUGAUGAGUUCAUUGGGGUUUCCUUGAAACUACCUCUAGGGGACCUAUAAGGUACUUAGAAAGGGUACCAGUAAGGUCCAGAUACUCAGAGGGCACCUAUAAGUUACUCUGGUGGUUACCUGUAGGGUGUUUAUUGGAAACCUAUGAAGUUCUUACAAGUCACCUUAUGGGGUAAUUAUGACGUGUCUGUAGAGUUCAUAUGGGGCCUGUAGGGUUAAUUAAAGGGUCCUUAUUUAGUACCAGAUAAGGUUACAAGGUUCCAUCCUGCGUUAAAUCAUUUCAUUCUCUCUUAUAUAAGUAAUUAGAUAUUAGCGUUGCAGGUUGUUUUGGUUUUUUGUAGUUUUUAUUAAUAAGAUGCAAGGCUAACCUUACAUUUUAAUGAAAAGUAUCAUAGAAACUAUUUCUGCUACCCCUAUUAGUACCCUGGAGGUUCUCAUGGUAUUACAUGUUGCUACCAGCGUUUCUUAGUGAAAGUAAAAGUUUUUAUUAAGCCUGUUCAACAGCCAGAUGUUUCUAUCAGAUCUACAAAAUGUUCAUGUAGUGUAAAUUUAGCUCAACAGGAACUCAUCUCUCUUCUUUUGUGACUCUGGAGAAAAUAUUCUGGACCUUUUUUUUUCUGGAUUUCUUAUUUAAAACCAAGUGAGUGGCUCACAUAUCAGCUGUCAGGGGUUAAAGGUUACAAUCUGAGGGGAAUCGGUCCGACUCUAUAGAAAGCAUUUCUUUUCCUUUAGGAGAUCUUUAAAAAAUGAGUAUGAACUGAAGAAAGGUAUCUUACAGAAUAUAUAUAUGUAUAUGUGAGAUACAUAUACACACAUUCAUAUAAAUAUAUAUGAAUUUCAAAUGUUUUAAGAGAUAAUAAAUUGUUAGAAUUAUAAUAAAGAUAAACAAAGCUCUAGUUUAUGGUGGUUUAUGUUCCAGUGAAGAA
Messenger RNA from Gambusia affinis (western mosquitofish), 12940 nucleotides. RefSeq names its product SH3 and multiple ankyrin repeat domains 1 (gene shank1). Gene Ontology annotation, cellular component: postsynaptic membrane; postsynaptic density; dendritic spine. The coding region runs from base 351 to 7646 and encodes 2431 amino acids. NCBI's taxonomy places the organism in Eukaryota, Metazoa, Chordata, Actinopteri, Cyprinodontiformes, Poeciliidae. The transcript has 27 exons. Gene Ontology annotation, molecular function: ionotropic glutamate receptor binding; synaptic receptor adaptor activity. The record is from RefSeq and is a predicted model, not a curated record.